Molecule: messenger RNA, 672 nt
Organism: Gastrolobium bilobum
Lineage: Eukaryota; Viridiplantae; Streptophyta; Magnoliopsida; Fabales; Fabaceae
Product: LOB domain-containing protein 40-like
Exons: 2
Coding region: 1-672 (223 amino acids)
Biological process (GO): regulation of gene expression
Source: RefSeq, a predicted model, not a curated record
AUGAAACUGAGCUGCAAUGGGUGCCGCAUACUUCGCAAAGGUUGCAGUGACAACUGCAUCAUCAGGCCCUGCCUUGAGUGGAUCAACUCCCCUGAGUCCCAAGCCAACGCCACCCUCUUCCUUGCCAAAUUCUAUGGUCGCACUGGCUUGCUCAACCUCAUCACCGCCGCUCCACAAAACCUUGGCCCAGGUGCUGUGUUCAGGUCACUGUUGUACGAGGCUUGUGGGAGAUUAGUGAAUCCAACUUAUGGCUCAUUAGGUUUGUUCUGGACCGGGGAGUGGGCCCGAUGUGAAGCUGCUGUGGACGCCGUGCUGACUGGGUCCAACAUUGAUGGCGUGGCACUUCCUGAUUGGCCUACCUCAGCGACAUUUGGUGGUGGUCAUGCUCUACCAGCCUGUGAUAUACGCCACGUGCCUAGAGGAACCAUCCUCGAUGAUGUCAGAGAAAGGACUCGGUUCAAUAGAACUGGGCAAGUCACCAGACCCAAACCGCAAGUGGGUUCGGUAGACUCGGCUUCAUUGUGGAAAUCCGGUUGGGAGAGUGAAAGCGUGAUGAUGGCUUCGUUGGUGAGCCAGGACCAGCCGAACCGAACCGGUGAAAAUGGGGUGAACCUGGAACUCACUCUUGGCUUCCGUUGCCAAUCAACCAGGGGCGAGCAAAGGAAUUAUUAA